Messenger RNA from Aegilops tauschii subsp. strangulata, 1100 nucleotides. RefSeq lists its product as uncharacterized. The record is from RefSeq and is a predicted model, not a curated record. Lineage: Eukaryota; Viridiplantae; Streptophyta; Magnoliopsida; Poales; Poaceae.
GCCAACGAGUGGUCUCAAACCCAGCGGUGGUCUCCAUUAGCACGAGUCUGAUUCCUACCCUAGAUCUCUCCUAGAAGUGUACCACCGCGCCGCCACCCCCCAACCCAGAUGUUGGCUGUCCGCUGUGGCGGCGCCGGCGCCGGCGCCCACCUGACGGCCGAGAGAAUAACGGCAGCUCGGAGUGGAAAUGGCCGCGGGACCCUUCUUGCCGCGGGCACCGGGGCCAGGGAGCUUACACACAGGGUUUCCUUCUCACCGUGCUCCCAUCCCCACCGGAUCGGUGCUUCAUGGCCGUGGUCGGUAGUGCGUUGCUCCCCUGGUCCUUCUCCUGGCAUAGAGGAUCGGCCCGUCAUUAAAAACAAAAGGGACGAGGCAUGGGAGGCGUUGAAGGCGGAGAUGCUUGACAUGUUCCGCCCCCUGCUGCGCAGCGUAGCUGAGAUUUGUUCGCUCCGCCGCGCAUACGAUCUUGAGGACUAUCAAAUCGGCAUGGUCUUUGGUGCAUUUCUUGGAUGUGUUGGCUGUUACCAACUGUGGAAGACGGCUCCUUCACUCUUUGUUGAUGUCAUGCUCGCCUUCAUGUUCUAUAGACUCAGUGUUGUAUCAUCAGAGUUGCAUAAACGCCGCAAGUCAAACAGCUUGAUAACCCGACUGAAAUUUGGUACCAUACUUAUCAUGGUUUUGAAGGAUAUCAAGAAAAACUAUGUCCUCCUGGAUGCUAUUAGAAUGCCGGUUUUCCUCCUCUACAUCUGUGCAUUCCUAUUUGAUGUUGCUGGUGUGAAGAAGUAUGGAAGGCGUGGUCUGAUUUAUUUUGUUAAUUUGCUGAAAACCAGAGGCGGUAUUCAAGAAAUGUAUAGAAUUAUGUGGUAUCCUGGCUAUAUCUCUCCGUAUGACGAUUCUGAGGACUGGCUACGAGACUCUUACAUUCGGGUAUAAAAUAUUGGAGCCGGUGUGGAAACUUUUGUGAUAAUGUAAUAUAUGUGCGCAUAAGUUCUCAUUUGUACAAGCCGCCAUGUUAAUUACUAGUGGUAUAUACAUCCAUAUUAUUUGUCGCUGAUUUAGUACAACUUUAUUGGAGGGAGUAUCUAACUUUUGAAAAUCUA